GAUUUCGAUAACUUCGUUUCUCGAAUCUUGACUCAUCUCAUUUUACCUCGCAAAACAUUCACUUGUAGAAACUUGGGACGUAGGUAUUAUAGCACCGCCUUGAAAUUUUACCACGCUGCGAUUUAUUUAACCUCUUGAUAUAUGGUAUAUAUGGGCGUCUACAUGCGAAAUUGAGAGGUUAUCUCGGAUGGCCCCAAUCACUGCGUCAUAGUUCCGAAUAGUUCGUUCUGAAUAAUAAGCCAACCUUCAGAAACACCAUAGGGCAUCUUUCUCCGCGCCAAGCGUAUUUUAACCCAUAAAACAUCAUGGGCUUCCUCGAAUUCAUAUCCGCUCUGUUCGGGUGGAUAUAUACGCUAUCGUGGUCGUUAUCAUUCUAUUCGCAACCACUACUAAAUAUUCGGAGGAAAUCAACCUCCGGAACCACCGUAGAUUUCCCGUUUAUCAACACCCUUGGCUUCCUCGCCUAUCUCAUCUAUAAUGCUGUAUUCUACUCAUCUUCAGUUAUCCGACAUCAGUAUGCUUUACGAAAUAAUGACCACACACCAACUGUCGCAGUUAACGAUAUUGUCUUUGCUGCUCAUGCAUUUGUUGUCUGUUCCAUCUUAACUACUCAGUACUUCUUACCUGCUCUCUGGGGGUUUGAUCGUGCCCCUGGCACUCGCCCAUCUCGGCUCAUAUUGGGUGUUGCGAGCGGGUCGUUUGUCGCUGUUGCUAUCAUGAUCCUCGUGGUGCUAUCCACGCCUUCAGAUGCAAACCCUAAGACUUCGUGGGCAUGGCUAGACGUUAUCUAUACGAUCUCGUACGUCAAACUGCUUAUCACUCUUGUUAAAUAUGCACCGCAGCUGGUGUACAACUUCAAGAAUCACAGCACAGAAGGGUGGAGCAUCUGGCAGAUACUGCUGGAUUUUCUGGGUGGUAUGUUGAGUAUCGCACAGUUGAUGAUCGAUUCUUGGCUACAGGGCGACUGGUCUGGAGUCACAGGCAACCCAGUCAAGUUUGGGCUGGGAAAUGUCAGCAUGCUCUAUGAUCUAGUGUUCAUGACUCAGCACUACAUACUCUACCGUGACGACAGUUCAGUAAAGAAUAGUGAGGAGGAUUCGCUUCUUGAGAGAGGCGAUGGUCGUCGAAGAUUGGACUAGGCCUAUGAUAGGCGAGUAAUAUCAAACCUCAUCGAGUAUAGGCCGAAUUGCUAUUUAAAGUCUUCAAACUUGAGCGUAUUCUAUUGGGGUUAUUCGAAGCUUACCGAGCCGCCUUAAAGAAAACGUUAUUUGGGGUGAUUGUAGAGGUUGCGAGAAUAUAAGUUGUUAAUGCAUUCGUUUUACUUAUUGGGAAUUGACAGAGACGGUGAUAUUCAUCGUUGAAGACGAUUCGACUGAAAUGAAAGUGAAUUAGGGGUUAUGCGAAGAGGCUGACGAAUUAAUGGUCGCUUGAUUAGAGAGUACAUUGUCGAACUUCUUGGUUGCCAGGGUUGAAAGAAUGGAGAAAAGUUUCAUCUUCAUAGAAAGGGGUUUUCAACAUGUUGGUUCACUUGUUGUCAACGUCGUUACACGAUACUAACAACAAAAGUUGGUUUAAGUAAAGGAUGGGGUAUCUACACCUUUAAUGCACUUUGGUUCUGGAUUGGAAAUUGCGUACGUGAUGCAGAACAAGGCGAGCGGAAGGCCAUGCAAAGAUCUUUCAACACAAGGGACUCUCUCUUUGAAGCUCAAAAGCCAUGAUGUAUGCUCAUUGAAAUUAAUAAGACCCUGAUUUCAUAAUAA
Daldinia loculata is the source of this 1760-nucleotide messenger RNA. Its product is annotated as PQ loop repeat-domain-containing protein. Gene Ontology annotation, molecular function: L-cystine transmembrane transporter activity. Lineage: Eukaryota; Fungi; Ascomycota; Sordariomycetes; Xylariales; Hypoxylaceae. The record is from RefSeq and is a predicted model, not a curated record. The coding region runs from base 306 to 1139 and encodes 277 amino acids. Gene Ontology annotation, cellular component: fungal-type vacuole; vacuolar membrane. Gene Ontology annotation, biological process: L-cystine transport. The transcript is spliced from 2 exons.